UGAGCGUUCCUCUCUUGGAGAUAAUGGCCCUCGUCGACGACAUCACCGAGCGUGACGAACCGAGCGGCGUCCUGUGCAGAUGGCUGAGCUGCGUCGCUCCAGCUUCUGUCGGCCGCUGCCUCGGCUCGUUGCCUGCCGCUUCCCGCCGGUCGUUCGACGCACCAGCUUGGGCGGGCUCACACAGGGUCAGUGCGCGGUAAGAGUGUGACGAGUCACAUGACGCGACGACGUCCAAGGCGCAAGGGCCUCACGGUUCAUCCUUGGUUCUCCUUUUUUCCGCGGGUCAUACCAUCGAUCCUUUGAUCCUCCCGCACAAACGGACAAACGUCCAUGGCACUGGAACUCGACCGGGCUGUCUUAUGUGUGUCUGCAACACUAUAGCUUAGUAUAUGUGCAUCGAUCUC
Molecule: messenger RNA, 404 nt
Organism: Emiliania huxleyi CCMP1516
Lineage: Eukaryota; Haptophyta; Isochrysidales; Noelaerhabdaceae
Exons: 1
Coding region: 24-200 (58 amino acids)
Source: RefSeq, a predicted model, not a curated record